Selaginella moellendorffii is the source of this 1982-nucleotide messenger RNA. RefSeq lists its product as uncharacterized. The record is from RefSeq and is a predicted model, not a curated record. NCBI's taxonomy places the organism in Eukaryota, Viridiplantae, Streptophyta, Lycopodiopsida, Selaginellales, Selaginellaceae. The coding region runs from base 1 to 1842 and encodes 613 amino acids. The transcript has 7 exons.
AUGCGGUGGCUUUUGGCGAUCGUACUCUCCCUUCGUACCAGCACUCUUCUUGAGCUCCCACGAUCGGUAAAGAGGGAUUCUCCAAAUCUUGCUCGCAGGAGUGCCAGCGGCAUCGCGGCGGGCGAUAUUAUGGAUCUCCCGGCGUCGCCAAGCAAGGAUUGCGGCAGCAAGAAGCACGUCGUCGAGGUUUUCGAGCCCGGAUCCUUCGAGCCGUCGGAGCAUUUCUAUCCGCGGGUCCUCAACGCGCAGAUUCAUCCCCUGGUGCGGUCUUUCAUGGCCCUGGGCAACGAUCGCAUCAAGAAACGCUACUGCCAUCUCCAUCCGGAGGCAAACCAUGACGCCGUGGCCAGGGCCUUGAGCUUCUCGACCAGAUUCUUCCAGUGGGGAGGGGCGGAUUUGUUUUCCACGACUACCGAGCACGGGCAGAAGCGUUUCGUGGUCGUCGAGACGAACUCGUGUCCAUCCGGCCAGAAAGCCAUGCCGCUAGCCAACGAAGAACUCGAGUUUGCUGGCUACCGCACGCUGCUCGAGAAAUCUCUCAUGCCAUACAUUCGCGCUGGGAGCUACAAUGGUCACCAGCUUCCAGAGGGCAGGCUCGCGGUUUUAUACGACAAGAACAGGAUGGAGUCGUCCGGCUAUGCUGCUACGCUAGCCGAGCUCGCGGGCGAGCCAGUUUUCCUGGUUCCAUGCUACGAGGACGAUCCCGAUCCUUUGAUGAAGUGCCGCGAAGAUGGUAUUAUCAUGAUCAACACCGCCAAGCUUUUGUGGAGGUCUCACGAAGAAAACGGCAGUGGUGGUGGUGAUAAGAGCUUGUUCGUUCCAGAGCCCGUGUGGGAGCCUGUCCGAGCGGCACUGAGAUAUGUGACACAACGUCCAUGGAGCAGAAUUCCACCACUCACGCGGACUCUCGUCUUUAAUCCAAUCCUCGCGUGCUUGGCUGGUGGAAGGAACAAGAUGCUGGCUGCCAAAGCUUAUGAUCUCCACAAUGCCGAGAUAGCUGCGAGUGGCCUGAGCAUCCUGACUCCGGAUACUAUAUGGGACGUUUCCAAGACCGAGAUCCCGCUUUGGGUCCGGAGGAUGGGAGGACUCGCCGUCGUGAAAAUUCCUUACGCGAAUGCCGGUAUUGGCGUCUGGACUAUCACUCACGAAGGUGAGCUUCAGGAGUUUAUGGGAAUGGACCAUCGCUACGAUCGCUUCAUUGUCCAGGCUUUGAUCGGCAAUCACGGUUGGAGCAGCUUAAAUCAUGGUGGACGUCUCUAUCAUGUCGGAACAAUUCCAAAUCUCAAAGGGAACAUUUAUGCCGCUGAUCUCCGGCUCAUGGUUGGCUCAUCCCCGGAAGGCUUUUUCCCUGUGGCGAUUUAUGCUCGACGGGCACGGCUCCCUCUGUCCGAGAAGCUGGAACGAGGAAUGAACUCGUGGGACAUGCUCGGGACGAAUUUGUCCGUCAAGAAUCCUGACGGGACCUGGGGAACUGAAACGGAGCGACUGCUUCUGAUGGACAGCAGAGAUUUUAAUCGUGUCGGGAUCGGGCUAGAUGACUUGAUAGAGGCUUACAUGCAGACUGUGCUAGCAGUGACCGCCAUCGAUGGCCUGGCUUGCAAGCUUAUAACAUCAGAGGGAAAUUUUGGCUUGAAGCUGUUCCAGUCCUUAAACCCGGAUCCCAAGCUCUUGGCGGAGAUGUAUCCAACAGAGCUCAAGCCGCCCUUGGCCACGAGUACUAUGGAGCAGCAAAGCGCCGAGUGUAAAGAAAAUCGAGAAGACGAAGAACAACCUCUGCGAUUGGUGGCAAGACAAAAGCCUCUUCCAGCGCUUGCAGUCUUUGGACACUUACAAAGAGUAUAGAUAGAACUACUAUGAUGAAAAAUCACUACAUAGUUACGUCUAAUGGAGAGCUCCAAGUUCUUUUGACGCUUUCUCUAAGAACCAUCGGCAUUAUAGCCUGGACACUUGUAAAUAAUUGGAGUAAAACACUUUCCAUUUUC